Clarias gariepinus (North African catfish) is the source of this 1095-nucleotide messenger RNA. It is a transcript of the gene gca, whose product is annotated as grancalcin. The record is from RefSeq and is a predicted model, not a curated record. Lineage: Eukaryota; Metazoa; Chordata; Actinopteri; Siluriformes; Clariidae. The transcript has 8 exons. Bases 142 to 765 code for a protein of 207 amino acids. Gene Ontology annotation, molecular function: calcium ion binding.
UGAGUGUGUGUGAGCUGAUAGCCAAUCGUGGAGCAGGAGGCGGGAGUUCUCUCUAAAUAUCGCCUGGGUAAAAUCAUAAUCCGUCCGUGACAACACUUCUCACACUUUCAGCCAGAAUUUCCUCUCUGAGCAGCGCGAGACAUGGCGUACCCUUAUGGCUAUGGUGGUCAGAUGCCAGGAGGCCCAAUGGGUGGCCCUCCCCCAGGAUCUUUCCCAGCCCAGUAUGGCAGUUAUCCUGGCACCUUUGGGGCACCUCCUGCCCAAGACCCCAUGUGGGGUUACUUCACUGCCAUAGCCGGCCAGGAUGGUGAGGUGGAUGCUGAGGAGCUCCAGAGGUGUUUAACACAGACUGGCAUCAGUGGCACAUAUGCUCCCUUCAGUUUGGAGACAUGCAGGAUUAUGAUUGCCAUGCUGGAUAGAGAUUAUUCAGGUAAGAUGGGCUUCAAUGAGUUUAAGGAGCUGUUUUCUGUGCUAAAUGGCUGGAAGCAGAACUUCAUUAUGGUGGACCGAGACAACAGUGGCAGUGUGGAGCCUCACGAGUUGUCUCAGAGCAUUACAAAUAUGGGGUACAGAGUGAGCCCUCAGGCUUUAGGGUGCAUCAUUAAACGCUUUAGUCGAGGAGGCAGGAUCUAUUUUGAUGACUAUGUGGCUUGCUGUGUGAAACUCAGGGCUCUAACAGAGAAUUUCCGGAUGAGGGAUGUUAUGCAACAAGGAGCUGUGAACUUUCGUUAUGAUGAUUUCCUUCUGUGCACCAUGUCUAUCUGAAGAAGAUUGGACAGACAGUUUAAUUUCUGGAGGAAUAGAAGUAUAAUAAUGUAUAUACAGCCUAUAAUAUAUGUAGAUUGGGCUAGUAUAAAAUAUCUAUAAAUAUUUACUAAAAUGUGCCAGUUUUUUAUGCAUUAGGAGAUUCAGUGAAAAGCAUUUUAUGAUGUAAAGCCAAUAACUGGUAGCUUCUUUAUAUAGAAAGACAGAUCACAUCAACAUGCUUUUUUUAUUAUUAUUUUGUGCCAACAUAAUAUUCAUAUAACUUGUAAACCAUUUUUGUCACCAAAAAUCACUACUAUGUAGAUUUUGUUAAUAAAUUUCCAUUUUAAA